Messenger RNA from Raphanus sativus (radish), 1841 nucleotides. RefSeq names its product glutathione S-transferase T3-like. The coding region runs from base 716 to 1579 and encodes 287 amino acids. The transcript has 4 exons. The record is from RefSeq and is a predicted model, not a curated record. NCBI's taxonomy places the organism in Eukaryota, Viridiplantae, Streptophyta, Magnoliopsida, Brassicales, Brassicaceae.
GAUUUCUCUAAAGAGACUUGCAGGUUACAACAGACUUGUUUACGAGUUUUUUUUUUAAUAUACGAUCCAACCGUUAUAACCUGUAACAUAUUUCUUUAAGAAAUCAAAGUUGGUUCUCCAUUAGUUUCCAUAAGUUGUUUUAGUAUAUACAGUCCAACAUUGUAUAACAUGUUCCUAAGACCAUGAUUAUCGCCGUAUGUUAUAUUGGGUAUCAGAAUAAAUGAGCAAUUAAAGAAAAGAAAAAAUGGCAAUUAUCACUUAAGACGUAUCUUAAUUAAACGACAAAAGACACGGAUGCUAUUUGCCACGCGUCGCAUUAUAGCGCAUUUGGGAGGAGAAAACGAGGGGAGCAAAGAUCAGUUUCAUCUCAUCGACGAAGUCAAGCAAAUCGUCGGUUCCUCUCCUUCUCUACUCCGAAUCAAAUCUCCGGUUCAUCUCCUACUCGACGACGAAUGAAAUCGACGGCUGCUCUCCUUCUCAAAGAGGAAUAAAAUCGAGGCCUUCUCUCCAACUCGAAGACGAAUCAAAUAAGAGGUGUCUCUGUUCGUGGACGAGGAAUCAACUCAUCGGAGACCAAUUUACUCUCCGGCGGUUCCGAGACCGCAAGCUUGAGAGCCGAAGACGACGCAUCAGUUUAACUUCAACUCGCAGAAAGGUCACGAGAGAUUAGGAAGGUUUGUCAUAAACAAGGACGAUCAGAGAUGGAUCAUGAGAGAUGAGCAAGGCUGAUCAUAAACAAAGACGACACGAGCAAUACAGUCAACAAGAUACUGUGUUUGAGUUAGGAGAAGAUACUGUGUUUGGCACACAGCAAAGCGAGGAGCAUCCAAACGUUGGUGACACUCCUUCAGGGCGUAAAGAACGAAGAACAUGGACGCAUACAGAUGACAUAGUCCUCAUCAGCUCUUGGCUAAACACGUCAAAAGAUCCCUUAGUAGGCAAUGAGCAACGUUCUGAUUCUUUUUGGAAAAGAAUUGCCGCUUACUUUGCGGCAAGCCCGAAGAUUGGAGUGGGUGAAGAGAGGGAGCAUGGUAACUGUAAGCAAAGGUGGCACAGGAUCAAUGAUCAGGUUAGCAAGUUCUGUGGCACGUAUGAGAAAGCCACCAGGCUCAAAACUAGCGGCCAAAACGACAAUGAUGUUCUCAAGGCAUCUCAUGAGAUCUUCUUAAACAACUAUAAGAAGAAAUUUACACUUGAACAUGCGUGGAAGGAGCUCAGAUAUGAUCAGAAAUGGUGUAGCCUGAGCACUUCCAAAACGGACAGAAGCUCUAAAAGGAGGAAGUGUGAUGAAGGUGCACAAUCCUCAGCCUCUCACGCCUCUGAAACCAAUACUGGUGAACCUGAUGUUAACAUUCGCCCCCCGGGUGUUAAGGCUGCAAAGGGGUAUGGUAAGAAGACCAAGGCGGGGAAGGUACUGGCUGAGUAUCAGGGUAUGUGGGAAAUCAAGAAAGAGGAAUUGACUAUCAAAGCAAACACGACGAAAAUGAAGCUACUUGAAAGGCUAUUUGCAAAACCUGAACCGCUUACUGAGAGUGAAGAAGUUGUGAAGAACAAGCUCAUCAAUGAGUUGUUUAAUUAGGUCAGCUCAAUGUCACGGGAGUGAAGCCUUGUGGGAGUGAAGUCUUGUGGGAGUGAAGUCACGGAGUGUAGUCAUGUGUCUGUCAUGUGUAGUCUUGUUUGUGUCUGGAGAAUUGCUUGUUGUUAUGUGUCACGUUUUGUUUGUGUCUGUCAUGUGUCACGUUUUGUUUGCUUUGUGUCAUGUUUUGUUUUGUUUGUCUUGUGUCAGUAUGUGUCACAAGAAAGUUAAACAAAACAAUUAUCUAUUUCUAUAUAAAGUUCAU